AUGUGUGCUCCAAAAAGGUGGGAAGCAAGAAGAACCGAUACCAUGUCUAUCGGCCGCAUGUACUACUGUAGCCCUGCUGCCGACGAGAGGUAUUAUCUGCGUCUGCUGCUCACAGUUGUCAGAGGAGCUACGUCGUUUUCUCAUCUGAGAACUGUCAAUAAUCACGAGUAUGCCACCUUUCGCGAGGCCUGUAUGGUGCUGCAUUUGGUCGAAGAUGAUGGAGAAUGGACCAGAGCCUUUGAAGAAGCUGCUACAUUUGCCUCUGGCUACGCAAUGCGUUCAAUGUUUGUCUCUGCGCUCAUGUUCAACUCAUUGGUAUCGCCUGUUCAGAUUUGGAAUCAAUUCUGUGAAAGUUUCUGUGAUGACCUUGAGCAUGCAAUCGUGCAAAAAGGGUAUUCGCUGCUGCUCAGCGUGCAACCUGACGCUGAAUUUUACCAUGGAACGCGAAGUCUUGAUUACGGCUUAUAUCUGUUGCAAACAUCUCUUGGUGCACAAGACAGAUCUCUAGGUCAGUUCAAUUUGCCUUUGCCUCUCUUCAACUGGAAUGGCUUGAUAAGCAGAAUGACUGGCAUACAACGCAAUUCAUUGAUACUCAAUGAAAUGUCAUAUCUCCAAGAUCAAGAAGCCUUUUCGUACCAGCAAAAGUACGCUCAAAUGAACGCUACCCAGAAGCACGUAUUUGAUACCAUCACCUCCUCCAUCAACAGCAACAUCAACAGCUCACAUUUCUUUUUGCAAGGUCCAGCUGGCACUGGCAAAACCUUCAUUUACAAUACUCUUUGUCACUUUUAUAGAAGCCAAGGAAAAAUUGUUCUCUGUGUUGCCUCCUCUGGCAUUGCUGCUUUGCUACUUCCUGGUGGGCGUACGUCGCACUCUCGCUUUGCCAUUCCACUCAACAUCCACGAGCAGUCUGUGUGUGCAAUCAAGAAAAACGAUGAUCUUGCUGAUCUCAUUCGAGAGACAACAUUGAUAAUUUGGGAUGAAGUGCCCAUGCAGCAUCGUUAUUGCUUUGAAGCUUUUGAUCGAACACUUCGUGAUAUUUGUAGUCGUGGUGAUGAAGUUACCUUUGGUGGUAUUUCUGUCGUUCUUGGCGGUGAUUUUGCUCAGAUUCCUCCUGUCGUGAAACAAGGUGGCCGUCCUGAAAUCGUUGCUGCUUCGUUGAUGUCGCCAAGGUUGUGGCCCAGACUACAAAAGCUGAGACUGACUGAGAAUAGGAGACUUGCCAACUCGAAUGAUACCGAUAGGCAAUUUGCAGACCGGAUUGGCAGAAUGUCUUACGAAUCAGCCAUGAUCGGCAACAUUGCUUUGCCCUCUUUUUUGAGGCAGAUGACUGAUCUUGAUCAGUUCAUUGAAGAUAUCUAUCCUCAGCAUGUUCUGCAGCGUCCUCUGCAAAAUAAUGAUUUCUUUAAGGAAAGAGCUAUUCUCUGCUCAAAAAAUGUCAAUGUCGAUGCUAACAAUUGCAAGGUGAUGGAGAACGUGAUUGGUGAAAAGCCCACUUUGUACUCUGUUGACACAGUGCAAUCUGAUCUGACCAACACUGAGACCCAAGCCUAUCCCUCAGAGUAUUUGCAAACCCUUUCGCCUUCAGGGCUGCCGCCAGCAGUUUUGGAGUUGAAAGUAGGUCUUCCUGUCAUGCUCUUGAGAAACCUCAACCCUGAAAGAGGUUUGUGCAAUGGUACAAGACUGAUCAUACAGCAAAUUGGACAGUAUGUCAUCAAGGUGAAAAUCCUUGGAGGAUCAGAUACAAUCGAGUUGAUUCCUCGCUUUACAUUAUCAACAUUGCCUGAUACAUUACCAUUUAUUUUGACUAGGAAACAAUUCCCUGUAAAAGUAUCUUUUGCAAUGACAAUCAACAAAUCUAAAGGGCAAUCUUUUAGAAAAGUCGCGGUGGACCUCAGGAGUCCCGUAUUUACUCAUGGCCAACUCUAUGUUGUCAUGUCAAGAGCAACAUCUGCCAAUGUCAUGACUAUAUUGUUGCCCGAAAAUAUGAAACACACAGAAAAUGUGGUGUAUCCUGAAGUUCUAUUUUCAGAUACUACUUAA
Molecule: messenger RNA, 2043 nt
Organism: Mucor velutinosus
Lineage: Eukaryota; Fungi; Mucoromycota; Mucoromycetes; Mucorales; Mucoraceae
Exons: 1
Coding region: 1-2043 (680 amino acids)
Biological process (GO): telomere maintenance; DNA repair
Molecular function (GO): DNA helicase activity; ATP binding
Source: RefSeq, a predicted model, not a curated record